AUGCAAAAGAAGGCUACAGAAUUAGAAGGAUUAUAUUUAAUUGAAGAUUUUAUUACAGAAACUGAAGAACAAGAAUUAAUACAAGCCAUUGAUUCAGAAAGCUGGUGUGGUAAUGGACCAUUACCAACCUUCACCGAUUUCAUCGUCAAACGAUUUAAACAACAAAAAAUAAUUGAUUUCGAAGAUGAACCAAAAACAUGUAUUAUUAAUGAAUAUGAAGCUGGGCAAGAUAUGAUUACAAACAUUCCAUAUCAAAAGACAUUAUAG
Molecule: messenger RNA, 267 nt
Organism: Racocetra fulgida
Lineage: Eukaryota; Fungi; Glomeromycota; Glomeromycetes; Diversisporales; Gigasporaceae
Source: the annotation of a GenBank genome assembly